AGUCUCACUUCGACAGCAUCCUUUCGAGAAGGCAGUCGCAAACCAAGGAUACUCCGGUGUGGAAUUUGUGGUAUUCUAGUUGCUUCUUUUUUGUGUCAGUGAUACUCUAUUGAACUUCUGCCUUGGGAAUGGAACUGUUGCUCUGAAUUCCUCUGGAGAGUCAAAUACCAACUAAAGUGACAACUAUGUGACAUCAAAGCCAUUUCAAUGGACUGGAAGAGAAGGAUGUUAGAAUCGUAAAGUGCAGUGCAUGUGACCUGGUUGCUAUUUUCGACGAUGAAUUCCGUGUGACAAUGCAGUAUGAACGUCUCUAUGUACGGAGAGCACAGUGAGGAAGGACCCACAAAAGAACCACUCAGAUACCUAAUGAUGAAUGAUACAAAGUGCUUAUCUAUUUCCCGGAGGAAAACCGCAACGUCCGAGGCGAAAGUUGUGUGAGAAAAGUUUCCCAACUGGAAUAUCCUGCACGAACGGACCAAAGAAGAAGAACUCCUCCGAAUGUGUGUAUCUGUGAAAUGGGGUAAUAUUUCCCAAUAAGUUCCGGGCACGAUUUGUGAGUCCCCGUAGCACCUUUCGGAGUAAUCUAUCGGAGGAAAAAUCGACCAUCGAAGCAAUAAAUUCCGCCCCCAGAAAUGGAAAUCGACACAUUCCAAAAUUGAUUUGAGCCGGAAGAGACGACCAAAGUCAUAAAGCCAGCCGGCUUGCAACAAAACUUGGCGAUAAAUAAACAUCACACCGGAAGGAACGAAGGAACGGUGGUGGCCAUCAUUCGGGAAAAAGACGUUUCUGGUCAAAUCGAAAAGAAUUCAACGAGGGAGUGGUGAUGUGACGGGGACGGGUGUGAGGGCCAUAAAAAUCUACUAACGAUGAUGCCGCCUAGCCAGCGCUGCGAUAGAUGUGAACGGGUGUACGAACAUCCUGACUUGCUCUGACUUGUCCUGACUCGUUUCUCCACAGCAGCCGCCACGAUAAGAAUGAAGAAGAACGGCUGUGGCUGAAGCAACAAAAAACUGAAAAUAAAGUGAAUUGAUGUGUUUGGCGUAGCGAAAGUUCGAGGGGGGGAUCCCCCAAAGGCGAUUGUUUUCGAUAUGGAAAGAAAUGGAAAUAAAUAAACCUUCUGUUUGAGCACGACGAUGAAGUUUUGUAGCGACCUGCAAGCCAUCGCCCACCACCCCCCAACAACAACAACAGGGGUAAAAUUGUGCCAAAGUGAGUGAAAAGCGAAAGAGUCCGGGUGUGUGAGUGUUUGCGAGUCCUGGAAAAUUCAAAGAAGUUUACGUGAAUUGUGCCUCGGGUAAUCUUUCAUUUACAUUCGCGGUAGUACUCAGAGUGGUGGAAGGGAGAAGAAAAGUGCGGGAAAAAGCGCGCCGGGAAAAAUCUGCCCCGUUGUUGUUAUUGUUGUUGUGUUGUGUGCGAAAAGAAAAGGAAAUUCGACUGAGGCUGCAAGGUUGUGUUGAGCGGAGGGUGAAAGAAAAAAGCACAGAAUAGAAUGAUGCUGUCAAACAUGUUGGAUUUACGACCCGCUCUGGUGUUGACGCUUUUCACUGUGAUAGAUUUCGUCAGCACCGUGAAGGACGUCCGCGUGAACGUGCCGGCAGCCAUCCGACGUGGUGAUAGUGCAAAUUUGAUCUGCCAUUACGACAUGGAGGGCGCCGUCCUGUACACCGUCAAGUGGUACAAGGGCAAGCGAGAGUUCUUCCGCUACACACCCAAGGAGAACCCCUCGAUGAAGGCGUUCCCGGUGCUCGGCAUCACCGUCGAGCGCUCCAAGUCCAACGGAAGCCACUUGACGCUGACCGCAGUGGAGCCAACGAUGUCCGGCAAGUACAGCUGCGAAGUGUCUGCAGAUUCGCCCUCCUUCCACACGAUGGUCGUGUCCGGCGAAAUGGAGGUGGUCGACGUUCCGGUGGACAAACCGCACAUCACGGGACUGAAGCCGUACUACCGGAUGGGCGAGCUGCUCGUUGGCAACUGUUCCUCGUACAACUCGAAGCCCGCGGCCAAUCUGACCUGGUUCGUCAACAGCAAUGAGGUAAAUCCCAAACAAACCGUCCCAUAUCCCGUCGUGCGAAACCCGGAUAAUGGCCUGGAGAUCUCAACGCUAGGUCUAUUCUUCAAAAUUACACACCAUUACGGCAAUCGCGGUAAGCUGAAGUUGACCUGCGUGGCCCGGAUUUACCAGGUGUACGAGCAGAGCGCGGAACGGCUGCUGGAGGACGAGCUGCCCAAUAUGCUGGCGUCGGCAUCUGCCUCGCCGGUGGGACUCCCCGUGAACCACUUUCACGCCCUGUACGACCAUCAAUUUCCGGCGUCCUCGUACCAUCAUCACCACCACGAGGGGGGUGACCAUCCGGGCGGGGCGGGCUAUCCGGACACGGUCGGUGGCGGGGGUGACUUUGACAAUCAGAAUAGUGACGCCUACAUGACGCAACUGCAAGACAUGUCAUCGUCGGCCGGCAGUCCCUGGACCAUCAUCGGUUGCAACAGCCGGACGACGAGGACACGAUGGCCACUGCUGGCCCAGCUACUGCUGCCACUGUUGGUCCUGUCCAGCUUGCUCCAGUCCGUGCUCCAGCCUCAUCUUCUGCGAGUGGCCAGUGUUAUUAUGCAAAUGGCAUGCUCGGCGCUGCUGACGGUGGCGGCCGGGACUGCUAGGGUGGUGUUCAGGAGAACCAUGGACACAAUCAGCACUUUCCCAAAGUCCUUCUCCUGAGAGUAGCAGCCAGUCAGUAGCCAGUUGUCAACACCGGCGUCGUCGUCGUCAUCAUCCCAGCCACCAACACUUGGCACUGGAAAUCCAUCAACAGCACCGCAGCAACGCCGCAGUACGGGCGGACUUGGUGGCCACUAAUGCUGAGGAGGAGCAGAGGCGGGCAGAAAGGACACUCGACGUAUGACCGAUUUUCAAUAAGCUGGUGAUGCCACCGGAUGGACAUCAAGAUGCCAAGAUGACCAUAUUUUGUAUAAUAAGAUACCAUUACGGCGAUGUGGACAUGAGGACGAGUCGAACAAAGUGGUCUGCAAUAUGUAUGUUUGAUGUAAAUAAAUUCAGUAGCAUUAUUCGGAGCGAGCAAUCCACCAGGCUGGCGCACUAGUUGUACACACCCACUACAAUACUGUGACUCUGUUAUGGCUCUAGAACAAUUCGUAAAUAUAUGCAAUCCAUUCUCACACACACACAAUUCAGUUGGUUUACUCUAUGAAGUAAGGUAGAAUAGAAUAGUUAAUGAUAAUGACUACUGGGGGCGAACCAAAUCUACUUGGUGCAAAUGGGAUCGUGAGAACGAGUCGACCGCGGGUGCCCAUUCACAAGUUUCCCGAAACAUCACGCAUCACAGGACUGCUUGCGUUGUAUAAUUGAUAGGGAUGCACUUCGUGGUCGCGGUCCUGACAACGUUGGUAGCUUCUAAGCUUAAAAGCACAUCACCUCGUAGCUGGUUCGUGAUGCAACGCAUAUGUCCGAAAAAUUCCUCCCGGCAAAACUUCCCGACCACGUGAUGGUGCGUUCGUAAACGGGUUAUGUUGUUCCACCUUAAUGGAGCCACGGCUGGAGAUCCCUCGCACUUGAAUGACAAUAUUGACGAAUUGAGCACUGAAAUUAGACAUUAGGAUCCCUGAAGAUUUUUAUUUGUCAAAUUAAUUAGGGAAAAGUGCACCCUUGAGAAAAAAGAUUCCAUAAUUAGGCAAACUAAAAGUACAUAUGUAAAUAGCUGAUAAUUAAACUAUAGCUCUGAGAAUUGUUGUGCACACCGAACAAAACACCUACAGAAUGGAACCAAAUCAAACACUCCCACAAGAAACGCCGUGAUCGUGGACAAAAGCUUAGAAAUUAAACAAACACCCUUUACACCGCGCGUUCACCCAGCCCGAGCUAAUGGUGGCUAAUCAAUUUUCCAGCUGACAGGUAAUCACAGCGCGUGAAUAAAUCAAAUCUGUGUAGACAAUGAGAGGAUAACGAGAAUAAUCAUAAUCAAACAUUGAUAUUUAUGCAACCUG
Molecule: messenger RNA, 3996 nt
Organism: Culex pipiens pallens (northern house mosquito)
Lineage: Eukaryota; Metazoa; Arthropoda; Insecta; Diptera; Culicidae
Exons: 9
Coding region: 1490-2713 (407 amino acids)
Source: RefSeq, a predicted model, not a curated record